Molecule: messenger RNA, 4194 nt
Organism: Striga asiatica
Lineage: Eukaryota; Viridiplantae; Streptophyta; Magnoliopsida; Lamiales; Orobanchaceae
Source: the annotation of a GenBank genome assembly
GUCAAGCCCAAGCUCAGGGGUCAACGCAAACGCUCGAUUCCCGCCAACUGUUUGCGAAAAUGUCUGAACGCCAUUCCUUGCUCCAAGCUCGAACUGCGGUCAGUUUCCGUUUGAGCUGACACCUUCGGCUGGGCCCACACAGUUAAUCUAAACCCAACCUCGACUGGCAAUGGUCUUACUAUAAUCUUUCAUUCCUGGUUGUAAGAACAGUAGAUUUUCUACCCCAUCAGCAAUUUUGAACUAUUCUCCACAAUUCUGGCUUCUGAUUAGCUCUUGAAAGUUACAAAGCUGGGAGGAUUUGGAAUCCCUUUGUAAAAAGGUCGGACCUUUGACGAGUACAGGCCAAAUGAGUGAAGCCCUCUCCCUCCUACUUCAGAGGAGACAAUAUGUGGCUAUUCACGAAUCCAGUCAUCAAGUGUUUGCUGAUGUUAUUAAAUCCUGUGCUUCAACAUCAAAGGCUGACCUCGGGAGAUCUUUCCACGGUCAUGCCAUUAAACUAGGCCUUAACUAUUGCCGCAUUAUCACAAAAGCUUUACUCAACAUGUACGCCAAGUGCAAAGCUCCCGAUGACUGCCAGAAACUGUUCGACGAAAUUCCUGAUCGAGAUACCGUCACUUGGAACAUUCUCUUGUCCGGUUAUUCCAGUUCAAGGUAUCAUGAUCAUAGGGUGAUGGAGCUGUUUAACACGUUUUAUGCCACUCGUGAACCCAAACCCAGUGACGUCACUCUUGCCAUUGUUCUUCCUGUAUGUACGCGCUCGGGCACUCGGGAUUUUGGAAAGUGCAUGCAUGCAUAUGCCAUAAAGUCUGGAAUGGAGUCACAGACACUGGUAGGGAAUGCUUUAAUCUCGAUGUACGCCAAACGUGGUCUCGUUUUCGAUGCACGUGCUGUCUUCCGAGAAAUUACUGACAAAGAUGUUGUUUCGUAUAAUGCUGCGAUUUCAGGUUUAGCUGAGAAUAGGCUUGUGGGAAGUGCACUUGAGCUCUUCUGUGAGAUGAUUAAAGGGCCUGUUAUGCCUAAUUAUGCUACCAUUGUGAAUAUUCUGCCUAUUUGUGCUACUUUGGGUAAAAGUAGCACUGACGUUCGUAUGCUUGGAAAACAGAUACACUGUCAUGUGGUGAGGCGGGCCGGGCUUGAUAAUGAAAUCACGGUGAUUAAUGCUCUUUUGAGCUUUUAUUUGAGAAUUGGGAGAAUAACUGAAGCCGAGUCUUUGUUUGGAAGGAUGGAAUUCAGGGAUUUGGUUAGUUGGAAUUCAUUGAUUUCUGGGUGUGCUUCGACUGGGAAAUAUCUGAAGGCAUUAGAGAUUUUCCGCGACUUUGUUGAUAAGAAUGUGAUUGAGUUGGAUUCUGUCACCUUAAUCAGCAUACUUCCUGCUUGUGCUCAGCUACGUAACCUGAAAGUGGGAAAAGAGAUACAUAGAUUUGUAUUGCGGCAUAGUGUUUUACAUGAGGAUACGUCAGUUGGAAAUGCCCUGAUAAACUUUUAUGCUAAAUGCGGGUGCACAGAAUCAGCCUUUCGAGUAUUCUCACUUGUUCUCCACAAAGACUUGAUAUCGUGGAAUACCAUGCUCGAUGCAUUCGGAGUAAAUUUACUCGCAGAUCAAUUUGCUGACCUCUUACAUUGGAUGUUUUCGGACGGGAUAAAACCCGAUGCAGUUACUUUACUGACAGUGGUCCAUUUCUGUGCUAGCCUUUCCAGAAUAAGAAAUGUUAAAGAAGCCCAUGGAUUUUCUUUGACAUCUGGUAUUCUGCUUACUGACAAUGAACCCACUCUUGGAAAUGCAUUGCUUGACGCGUACGCCAAAUGCGGAUGUAUGGAGUACGCAUCGAAAAUGUUUGCGAAUUUAUCCGGGAAGAGGAAUGUAGUUACGUGCAACUCAAUGAUUUCGGGCUUUUUGGCUCACGGUUUGCACGAAGAUGCAAAUACUAUAUUCCAGAGGAUGUCCACAAGGGAUCUCACUACUUGGAACCUCAUGGUCCGUGGUUAUGCUCAAAAUGAGUGUCCUAACGAGGCUAUUAAUUUGUUCUGGGAGUUACAGAGUCAAGGAUUGAGGCCAGAUGCUAUGACUAUCAUGAGCAUUCUUCCGGUUUGUAGUCAAAUGGCCUCGGUUCAUUUUCUAAGACAAUGUCAUGGAUACAUUGUAAGAGCUUGUUUUGAAGAUACCCAUUUAAAAGCUGCCCUUUUAGACGUAUAUUCAAAGUGUGGGAGCAUAAGUAGCACGUAUAAGCUUUACCUGUCAACUCCUUACAAAGAUCUUGUAGUCUUCACGGCCAUGGUAGGAGGAAUGGCCAUGCAUGGAAUGGGGAAGGAAGCUUUAGGGGUCUUCGACAAAAUGCUCGACUGUGGAUUUAAACCGGAUCACGUUAUCUUGACCGCCCUUUUGUCCGCUUGCCGACAUGCAGGCCUUAUUAACGAAGGACUCGAGAUUUUUUAUUCGAUAUCUCAGGUGCACCAUUUAGAGCCGAGCAUGGAGCAGUAUGCUUGUGUGGUGGAUCUUCUAGGUCGAGGAGGCCGAACUAAGGACGCUUUAUAUUUCCUAAAUCAAAUGCCUAUUGAAUUUGAAGCUAAUGCUAAUAUAUGGGGAACACUUCUUGGGGCUUGUAGGACCCACCAUGACGUGGAGACGGGUAGGGUUGUGGCCGAACGCCUCUUGAAAAUCGAGACUGGGGACAUUGGUAAUUACGUGGUUUUGUCAAAUCUGUAUGCUGCAGAUGACAGAUGGGAUGGGGUGUUGGAAACGAGAAGGUUGAUAAAGAGUAAGGACGUGAAAAAACCUGCGGGCUGUAGUUGGAUUGAGAUAGGAAAGAGUAAGAAUGCGUUUGUUGCUGGGGAUUGUUCUCACUCGGAAAGGGGCAUGAUAUAUAGCAUAUUGAGCCACCUGGAUAAGCAGAUCAAGGAGGUGGAUGAAUCAACUCAUAUAUGAUGAAAUUAUGGUUUCGAAUGCUGAAUUCUUGGUCAAGAAGUUGCUGUUCAUGGUCAAAAUGCUUGGUCUUUUGGUUCACUAUAUUGAGGUGUAGGGCAUUUCUAGAGGUUUUGUGAAUGAUAUCCGCUUUCCGCUCACAAAUUUGCAGAGGCUACUACAUGAUAUCUUUCACGUCUAUCUGGAGCCAAUCAACUUUUGGUGAUUCUUGAAGAAUUGAACUCCAUGUACAGAUAGUUAACUUCACGGAAUGCUGGUCGCAAUCCGGUUAAAUCCUAUUGACAUUCAACCGAUACAAACGUGAGUUUGAACCUCCUAACUGACGUAUUUACUUGUGGUAAAAAUGCUCAAAUGGAACAUAAUUGAUGUAUUUAUGAAGCUUGGUCUUCUAGGCACAUUCUUAUUCAAAUUUCUAUGUUUCCUCAGCCAAAUGCGAUUGCAGUCGUAAGUGAAGACACUUUGAAAGGUAAAGUUCAAUAAACCAAACGAAAUUAUUAAAACAAAAAAGGGAUGAAUUCUCUUCAAAUCGAUUUAUUUCUCCAGAUUUCCAUUUCUGUAUAUGUUGAACUAUUUAUAAUCCAUAGCCACUGCCAUACACCAAAAAUAUACAGCAACAAAAAUUACAACUAUUCCUACCAUAUAUGCCCAGACAAACCCAGAACUAUGACUUUUAUCAACCAAAAUCUACCUUGAUUGCCUUAUCUCUCUCGUAGUCCUACGAGGGCUCAUUUUCUCGUUCAUACAGUUUUCCCUGUUAGUAUGAGGUAAAAUCCUAGGCGUGUUCCCCAAUGCCUGGAGCUGCUCGAGUGACGCUAGAACCUCUGUCAUGGCUGGCCGGUUUCUACCGUCUAUGUGAAGGCACCUGAGUGCAAGGGCUGCUGCAGCUUGGGCCCCUUUCUUUGAGUACUGACCACCCAAUCUCGAGUCCAUUAUUCUCAACACUUUCCGGCCAUCACUUAAAAAUGGCUUUGCCCAGUCCACUAGGGUUUCCUCUGCUCCCCCGGCAUUAUCAUCACCCGUGGCCCGUUUUCCGGAUAGAAGCUCGAGCAAAACGACCCCAAAGCUGUACACGUCGCUCUUUGGAGUCAGGAAAAAUAAAUAUUGAGAUGAUAAUCACAUACAAGCCAUUCCCUGUGGCCUUGAAAGCUUUCUGGCUUGAGCUUCUUGACGGCCACAACCAUGCCACUCCCAGGCCUGCUUGGGGCAAACGUGUGCUCGUCUAUCCAUCCUUUGAAGACAUAACCGAAGCCUCCUUCCCCAAGAAGGCUAUCUGA